Molecule: messenger RNA, 933 nt
Organism: Exophiala spinifera
Lineage: Eukaryota; Fungi; Ascomycota; Eurotiomycetes; Chaetothyriales; Herpotrichiellaceae
Product: ribosomal protein S15
Exons: 2
Coding region: 1-933 (310 amino acids)
Biological process (GO): translation
Cellular component (GO): ribosome
Molecular function (GO): structural constituent of ribosome
Source: RefSeq, a predicted model, not a curated record
AUGCCUCCACGCGCAUUACCCGCCGGGGUAAGCAGCGUGUUCAACUUGACGAGCCUCCUUCAGAGCUUGCCUGCGGCAUCACGGAAUCAAGUCUUCACAAAAUGUUCCACGUGCCUUUUUUCCACCACAGCCCCGUUGGAUGCGAAAAGAGCAAAGAAACGAAAAGUCAGGAAGCAUAAACACAUCGAUCCAUAUCGGGUAGCUCAGGCUCGACAAAGGAAGUCCGCAAAUCUAGCUCGACAAAAGGUGCUGGAAGAGGAACGAAGACUUGCUUUAGGCGAUCCCAUCAGAUCACGGCCAACGCCCUUCGUCAAUUCGCUCCGCGCUCGAGGGCCUCUUCAGACUCUAAAGGGAGAUUAUCUGAACUACUUUUUGAAAAAGGACGACGUGGACAAAUCAUUGGAGUAUUCACGAUGGCUUACCGAGCCUCUCCCACAAGAGAAUGCCAUCCCAGGACAAGCGGAAGAGUUCCAGAAGAAGAUACAGGAGCAUGUAGCUUCUCAUGAAAAUGCGUCCAAAGCUUUGUUGGCGAUCGCCGAUCUCGAAAAUUCUAGCAGCAAGGACAGACUUCGCAUCAACAUUCAAAGAUGCAUUGAAGAAUUUGGUCGACACAACACCGACUCGGUCAUACCACCUAAACCUCAAAGUCUGCAUUCAAAAGCACCGAGCACAUUGAAGCGGCGAGUUGGCGCUGAUACCGGCUCUCCUGAGGUCCAAAUAGCCAUCAUGACCGCCAAAAUCAAUGUGCUAGCAGAUAAUUUGCACCACAACGACAAGAACAAUAAACGAGGUCUACGACUGCUGGUUCACAAGAGACAGAAGCUGAUGGCUUAUCUGAGGCGGGAAGAUAGAGGAGGACCUCGGUGGCAAAACGUUGUCGACAAACUUGGCUUGAAUGAUGCCAUGUGGAAGGGCGAGAUCAGCUUGCCUUGA